AAAGAGAGAGCAUUGCACUCACACCAAGCACCACUCACUCAGUACUGGUCCUCUCCUCGCAUCGCCUCUCCUCUUCCCAUCUCUCCCCCUCUCCUCAAAUCAAAAGCAGAACAGAUGCUGGAAAAGCAGCACAUCUGUCCGGUCGCCCUGCAACAAUAGAUCGCAUCGAGCUGGAGUCGAGGCUGGUCAUGUCAGCGCGCGAGAGCUGCUAGAGAUCCGCUGUGUUUUCUGGCUUCGCCUUUCACAACGGCUGCCGAGGGAGGACCGCGCGUCUGUCUGGGUUCUCCAACGAGAGGAGAAGAUGGCCGCCAUUAAGAUUUUAACCAGCGCGGGGCUUUUCUUGGCGUUUUGCGCUCUGGUCUUGUUGGCUAUGGCCAUCUGCACCGAUUUCUGGUACGAGACGGAUGCUCGGCGGCAUCGCGAGCGCUGUAAGAACUACGCAAACAAGCGUAACGAUCCCGGAUACAUUUACAUCUCAAAUCACAACUUGCCUCUCCAGAUGCCUCCAAAGGGCUAUGAGAGGAAAGCGACGGAGGCGCGCGUGAAGCGGCACGCUCCGGCUUCGGCGACGGCCAUGGAGUCUCACUGUAGCCGCCAGUUCAAUUCCACGAUCUCCGGUCUGUGGAGAAAGUGCCACCGCGAGGGCUUUGACCUGGAGACCGAGGAUCUCAUUUACAAAGGGUUGAUUCAGAGAUGCACCCCUGUGAAGUAUCAUUACACCUCUUCAAUCCUGCCUCGAAACCUUCCUGUCAACAUCACCAAGACCAUCCGGCAAGAUGAGUGGCAUGCCCUGCAUCUGCGGAGGAUGACAGCAGGUUUUGUGGGCAUGGCUGUCUCUAUCAUCCUUUUUGGCUGGAUCAUCGGAGUUCUUGGAUGCUGUCAACAACAUGAUCUCAUGCAGUAUGUAGCUGGACUACUCUUCCUCAUGGGCGGAACCUGCUGUAUUAUCUCCCUUUGCACGUGUGUGGCGGGCAUUAACUUCGAGUUGUCGCGUUACCCACGUUACCUGUAUGGCCUUCCGGAGGACAUCAGUCAUGGGUAUGGCUGGUCCAUGUUCUGUGCCUGGGGCGGACUGGGUCUCACCCUGCUGGCCGGUUUCUUAUGCACGCUGGCCCCUUCUUUAAGCAGCCCUUUGGCCCGCACCACAGUCCACAAAUCCAGGCACGAAAAUGGGACUGUGUGAUCAGAGACUUCUGGAGCAACACUGCAGCAACAUUUUCACAACAUGUAUACAGCGUCUACGUAAGGACAAAGCAUCUGGCUUAUUCAUCAUCAUGCAGUAUAUUGACUGGAUCAUUUCUCUUUCCAUGUUCCUAUGACUCCAGUGGCUCUCGGGCUCUUGUUGAUCACCGUUGUCAACACAACUUGUGUACACCGUCCAUUUGUUUAAAAGGUUGAAGUCUGUAAAUGGCCUGAACACUGCUGAUAAAGUCAAAUGGAGACACAAGCACAGACCACCGAGCAUCUUCCACCAUCUCACAUGUUUCACUCUGGUUCUUUGUGGCACAAAAAAAAAAAAAAAAACACAA
Molecule: messenger RNA, 1529 nt
Organism: Onychostoma macrolepis
Lineage: Eukaryota; Metazoa; Chordata; Actinopteri; Cypriniformes; Cyprinidae
Gene: tmem276b
Product: transmembrane protein 276b
Exons: 4
Coding region: 302-1183 (293 amino acids)
Cellular component (GO): membrane
Source: RefSeq, a predicted model, not a curated record